CCUGGCUUCGCCAGGGGCAUCUCCGCAAUUUCUUCUUCUUCCUGCUCUUGGCUAGGGUUUCGAUUUCGCGCAGAGGAGAGGAGGGACAAGACAAGUAGGAAAAGAUGACGACGGCGGCGCGGCCGACGUGGGCGCCGGCCAAGGGCGGGAACGAGCAGGGGGGCACCCGCAUCUUCGGGCCCUCCCAGAAGUACUCCUCCCGCGACCUCGCCGCCCACACCACCCUCAAGCCCAGAAAAGAGGGCCAGCAGACCCAAGAUGAGCUACAGAAGAGGAACCUUAGGGAUGAGCUUGAGGAACGUGAACACAAGCAUUACUCUUCCAAGGACAAGUCCUAUGCUGAAGAGAGAGACCGGCGGAAAAAUUCAAGUCAGCUGCUCUUAGAAGGUUCAAAGAGAGAGGCUGAGGAUAAGAUAGUUCCACGAGAAAUUGAUGCAGAUGAUUCCGACGUGGAACCUAGAAGUGAUGAUGAAAGCGAUGAAGAUGACGACGAUGACACUGAAGCUCUAAUGGCUGAGCUUGAGAGGAUUAAGAAAGAAAGAGCUGAGGACAAGCUUAGAAAGGAGCGUCAACAAGCAGAAGAGGAGGCCAAGAUGAAGGAGGCUGAACUGAUGAGAGGAAACCCAUUGAUCAAUAUUAACAAUCCCGGCUCCUUCAGUAUUAAGAGAAGGUGGGAUGAUGAUGUCGUAUUCAAGAACCAGGCACGUGGAGAGACCAAGACAGCCAAACGGUUCAUCAAUGACACCAUCAGAAGUGAUUUCCACCGCAAGUUUCUGCAUAGGUACAUGAAGUGAUGCUGCUGCUGUGUACAAGCUUUAUGUGGUCUGGCUGCGAAUGCCAUGGCCUCCUGGUCUGAGAUUGUGAUGUUUCUGUAUGAGUGAAGACCAAUCUGUAUGACAUAACUGUAACUUCUGAUUUAUUUCGAUGAUACUUUGCCCUCUUUCUGAAAGAAAGUUGAAUGUGCUCUGUAUAACUGAAAAUAUAUCCUGUUUGAAUGCAUUCUCAAAGAUGUUAGCCA
This is a messenger RNA of Phragmites australis (common reed), 1018 nucleotides long. RefSeq lists its product as uncharacterized. Gene Ontology annotation, molecular function: RNA binding. The transcript is spliced from 7 exons. Gene Ontology annotation, biological process: mRNA cis splicing, via spliceosome. Gene Ontology annotation, cellular component: catalytic step 2 spliceosome. Bases 105 to 794 code for a protein of 229 amino acids. The record is from RefSeq and is a predicted model, not a curated record. Lineage: Eukaryota; Viridiplantae; Streptophyta; Magnoliopsida; Poales; Poaceae.